Molecule: messenger RNA, 546 nt
Organism: Rotaria sordida
Lineage: Eukaryota; Metazoa; Rotifera; Eurotatoria; Philodinida; Philodinidae
Source: the annotation of a GenBank genome assembly
AUGCCAUCAAGUAGUUCAGCUGAUCAUGAACUUCCUCGAAUGCCAAAAAUCUAUUUUCAAGUUUCUUCACAAGAUUCAUGGGGUCGUCAUCGAACAGAAGGAUAUACAUAUAUUGAUGUUCCAAGCUUUCCUGGAUUUUAUGAUGAAGAAUUAUCAUGUUGGCGACCACGUGGUGAUUCAAUAUUUAAUGAACUUCGACAAUUUUUUAUUGGUGGAUCAAAUGAACUUGAAGAUAUUAGUUAUAUUGCUAUUCCAAAACAAUUUCAAAGUGAAAAAAAUAAAAAUCCAUUGAGUCGUUUUGGUUUUCGUACAGUAUCAACAGGAACAUUAAACAUUCGACUUAAUGUUAUUUUUCAAUCAGAAGAAAUUGCUAUGGAAUAUGGUAAACAACGUGGUGCUCGUGAAAGACAUCAUUAUGGAUUUAAUGCAUUCAUGUCAAAUAUUAAUGCAACCCUUGAUGCAUAUGAACAUGCAAAACGACGUGCAUUAGAAGUACGAGAAUCAACAUUACAAUUACUUACACCAAAAGUACCUGCCUAUGAAUGA